Schizophyllum commune H4-8 is the source of this 247-nucleotide messenger RNA. RefSeq lists its product as uncharacterized. The transcript has a single exon. NCBI's taxonomy places the organism in Eukaryota, Fungi, Basidiomycota, Agaricomycetes, Agaricales, Schizophyllaceae. The annotation marks the transcript as partial. The record is from RefSeq and is a predicted model, not a curated record.
GAUGCGGACUCCAUCGAGCUCACGUGGAUGCAGUAGCUCAGAACACGCCUCCUGCACCUAUCGACCACCUCCAUCGCCCACUACCCGUGCAUUACCCCCUCGACCAUUUGACUCAUGUUUUCCCGAAUCAGUGGCGGUCGCUUCAACGUCCCCGCUUGCACCAGCUUUACCCUCCUGUCCGACAUCGCUACCAUCAGAUGAUGGGGUGGGCUAGUCCAGUGCUGCAAAUAAACAUCAUAUAGACCCU